AUGCCGCGGUUUAAUCGCCGUGAGCAGCUUCCGCUGCACAUCAAGCGCGCAUUAUGCGCGCAUCACGUCGAGCACCCCCUCCUGCGUCACGUAGAUCUCGCCCGCUGGGUUUACGCCCAGUAUGGCCUGCGACCUGACCGCUCGACGGUCGGCCGCAUCUUGAAGAAUGCCGAACGUUGGGCGCUCACCGAAUCCACUGCCGCUAAUCAAGUGCGCCGUCGAGGUGGCGCAUGGCCUGAGCUUGAGCAGGCCAUGGCGCGCUGGAUCGCCAACGCUGGCCCCGCGGGCGUACCACUCACUCUGCAGACGAUCCGCGACCACGUGGCGACCAUGGCGCGCAACAUGGGCAUUCCGCCCGUGUUCCGUUGCUCCAUUGGCUGGGUGCGCCGUGCGUUGCGGCGCCAGGGAGUGCGCUGCCGUGCUGCCACUGGCGAGGCGGCGAGCGCCGACAUGGCUGCUGUGCGUGAAGCGCGUGAGAAGGUGCCGCAGCUUCUUACUCACCUCGGCUACAAGCCGCGCGACACCUUCAAUCUUGACGAGACCGCGCUGUGGCUCUCUGUGCUGCCUCGGAAAACAUACAGCAACGCCCGCAUUCCCGGUCGCAAGGUCUCCAAGGACCGGCUGACCGUGGCGUUUCUCGUGAACGCCGACGAGAGCCAUGCGUUCCGGCCGCUCGUCAUCAGCAAGGCGCGCCGUCCUCACGAUUUCCGGCCGGACUACGACCCCGAAGCCGUCUGCUACUGGCGGCACAACGCCAAGGGUUGGAUGACGAGCGCGGUAAGUGUUUUCCGUCACCGUGAUUUUUAUUGUGCAUGUGUUCUUAUGACAUUGUGUUAUCGUGAGCUCAAUGCCGCGAUGUAUGCCGAAGGGCGGCACAUCGCGGUGCUGCUCGACAAUGCGAGCUCCCAUAUGCUGCGGGACGAGUGCGUGUGGAGCGAAAUCGUCUGCGGCAUGAGGACCACCUGCCUCAGCAAUGUGCGCCUCAUCUUCCUGCCGCCGAACACUACCUCCUUCACACAGCCCCUCGACCAGGGGAUAAUAGCUACCGCGAAGGCCCGCUACCGCCAGCACUGGCUGCGGGCCUUCACGGCACUGUGGAACGACGACGGCGCCACAAGCGCAAGGUGCUUCUGGUGCACGGGCUGCCUGCCUCUGUCGUGGUCCCUGGAGCUCACUCAUGUGCAUGACGAUGAGCCGACCCCCCAUGCUUACCCCGACAUUGAGCUCGACGACGACAUCGACGACGUCGGCGAGCUCAUAAGCGGACUCGGCCUCGGCACCGGCACGAUGACCGCCGCCGAGUACGUCGCGAUCGACGAGGGAGAGCCGACGUGCGCGGAUCCGGCCACGGAGCCGACACCUGAUGAUGCAAACGUGGGCCUGGUGGCGGAGCUUUGGAGGGCGCCGACCACGAUGCAGGCGGUCUAUGACGACUCAGACCCCGUGGGCCGUGAGGCGCGACGCACUGCACGGGCGGCCUGCGAGAUGCUCAGCGGCUACGCUCGCGCCGUGAGCGUGACCCCGCGCGACCUUUGCCACCUCUUCGACAUCCGGAAUCCGAUCAUCAUUGAGCUCAUGGAGCGGGCAAGCCCAGCGCUCAAUCUCAACACGGCCCCGCCGCCAAGGCUUUCGCCGAGCGCAACUCCGCCGCCACACACCCCGCGUCCGCGGGGCCGAGUGCUGCCUGGCUGGAUGACCCAGCCGUCCCGCCGUCAGCAGCUUCUGGACGGCGGGGUUGGCGCCGCGAUGGGCGGGUACGUGGAGGCGGCAGAGUGGAUGCAGGUGUGA
Molecule: messenger RNA, 1788 nt
Organism: Closterium sp. Yama58-4
Lineage: Eukaryota; Viridiplantae; Streptophyta; Zygnematophyceae; Desmidiales; Closteriaceae
Source: the annotation of a GenBank genome assembly